AUGGGCAAAAUCGUGUCUAUGGAAUAUUUUCGCGUUCCUCCGCGGUGGCUCUUUGUGAAAAUCACAGACGAAACAGGCGCCUGUGGAUGGGGGGAAGCUUCCCUCGAGGGGCACACUAAUGCCGUAGAAGGCUGCCUAGAUGCCUGGUUUGAGAGAUACAAGGGAUUAGACGCGGAGUCAGUGGGUUCCUUUGAGCGACCGGACAUUGAAAAUAUUUGGCAGCUCUCGUGGCGCGGUAGCUUCUACCGUGGUGGGCCUGUGUUUAUGAGUGCGCUGUCAGGAAUUGAUAUAGCUCUAUGGGAUAUGAAAGAUAUACAGGCUGACGCACAAGUAGCCAGAAAGCUUGGUGUGCCCAUAUAUCACCUACUGGGUGGCAAGGUUAGGGAUAAGAUUCGAGUGUAUGCAUGGAUUGGGGGUGACAGGCCCGACGAUGUUCAGGUUCAAGCGAACGUACUUAUGCUCAUGUCCCAUAGACAAGCUCGCAAACAGCAGGGGUUCCAUGCUGUUAAGAUGAAUGGUACAGGAGACACAGCAUGGUUAGACUCACCAUCGGUUCUUCACGAGGUCGUCGGGAGGGUCAAAGCAGUAAAGGCAAUGGGCAUCGAUGUUGCUAUUGACUUCCACGGCCGAGUACAUAAGCCCAUGGCCAAGCGCCUUGCGAGGGCAUUGGAACCCCACGAACCUCUGUUCGUCGAAGAACCGCUUCUUGUGGAACAUAUCGGCGGCAUCAAACAAGUAUCAGAGUUGACCACUGUUCCAAUUGCUCUUGGUGAGCGACUUUAUAGUCGCUGGGACGUACGACCAUUCUUGGAAAGCAAUUGUGUGGAUAUACUCCAACCGGAUAUUUGUCACAUCGGCGGCAUCUCCGAGAUGAGACGCAUCGCCGCCAUGUGUGAGACUUAUGAUGUUGGUGUCGCUCCUCAUUGUCCGCUAGGUCCCAUUGCACUGGCGGCUUGUGUUCAUGCGAACGCGACAAUGGGGAAUUUUGCCAUCCAGGAGAUGGGCAUAGGCAUGCACUACAAUAACACUGGGCAAGAUAUCACAAGCUAUAUCACGAAUCCAGAGGUUUGGGCUGUGCGGGAUGGUCAUAUCGAUGUCUUAUCUGGUCCGGGCUUAGGGAUUGAAAUCAACGAAGCAGAAGUGAGGCAGAUGUCGCAGAAUACCAAAGCUUGGCCAACUCCGGAGUUUCGCGGUCCUUGUGGAGAGCUUCGAGAGUGGUAA
Molecule: messenger RNA, 1221 nt
Organism: Aspergillus oryzae RIB40
Lineage: Eukaryota; Fungi; Ascomycota; Eurotiomycetes; Eurotiales; Aspergillaceae
Exons: 4
Coding region: 1-1221 (406 amino acids)
Biological process (GO): amino acid catabolic process
Source: RefSeq, a predicted model, not a curated record